AGCAGCUCAGCGCUCAGUCAGUCUCAGGCUGUCCGGCCAGGGUGGUUGGUGGUGAGGAUUCAGGCUCCGUCCUGACAAGGCCGUGGCCUGAAGCUCAGGGCCCCCAGCCCCUCCCUCCCAGCCCACCAGCGUCCCCCACCCAGCCCCGAGCUGGACCGCACACCUUGGGACACGGUUUUCCACUUCCUAAGGACGAGCCCCAGACUGGAGGAGAGGUCCGAGCUCCUCCAGGCACCGUCGGGGCAGGCGGAAGGGAAGAAGGAAAGGUGAGAGAAAAGGUGGGCGUUGGACUCUUUGCGAGGACCCCGGCGGCGGGCCCCGGGGAGGCGGCCGAGGCGGCGGCGGCCGGGGGCGACAUGGCGGAGGAGCAGGACCUGUCCGAGGUGGAGCUGAGCCCCGUGGGCUCCGAGGAGCCGCGCUGCCUGUCCCCGGGGAGCGCGCCCUCUCUGGGGCCCGACGGCGGCGGUGGAGGCGGCGGAUCGGGCCUGCGAGCCAGCCCGGGGCCCGGCGAGCUGGGCAAGGUCAAGAAGGAGCAGCAGGACGGCGAGGCGGACGAUGACAAGUUCCCCGUGUGCAUCCGCGAGGCCGUCAGCCAGGUGCUCAGCGGCUACGACUGGACGCUGGUGCCCAUGCCCGUGCGCGUCAACGGCGCCAGCAAGAGCAAACCGCACGUCAAGCGGCCCAUGAACGCCUUCAUGGUGUGGGCGCAGGCAGCGCGCAGGAAGCUGGCGGACCAGUACCCGCACCUGCACAACGCCGAGCUCAGCAAGACGCUGGGCAAGCUCUGGAGGCUGCUGAAUGAGAGUGACAAGCGCCCCUUCAUUGAGGAGGCCGAGCGGCUCCGGAUGCAGCACAAGAAGGAUCACCCAGAUUACAAGUACCAGCCGCGGAGGCGGAAGAACGGGAAGGCGGCCCAGGGAGAGUCAGAGUGCCCAGGCGGGGAGGCCGAGCAGGGCAGUGCUGCUGCCAUCCAGGCCCACUACAAGAGCGCCCACCUGGACCACCGGCACCCGGGCGAGGGCUCCCCGAUGUCAGAUGGAAACCCUGAGCACCCCUCGGGCCAGAGCCAUGGCCCGCCCACCCCUCCGACCACCCCAAAGACAGAGCUGCAGUCGGGCAAGGCAGACCCCAAGCGGGAUGGGCGCUCCAUGGGGGAGGGCGGGAAGCCUCACAUCGACUUCGGCAACGUGGACAUCGGUGAGAUCAGCCACGAGGUAAUGUCCAACAUGGAGACCUUUGAUGUGGCUGAGUUGGACCAGUACCUGCCGCCCAACGGGCACCCGGGCCAUGUGGGCAGCUACUCGGCAGCUGGCUACGGGCUGGGCAGCGCCCUGGCUGUGGCCAGUGGACACUCUGCCUGGAUCUCCAAGCCUCCAGGUGUGGCUCUGCCCACGGUCUCGCCACCUGGUGUGGAUGCCAAAGCCCAGGUGAAGACGGAGACCGCGGGGCCCCAGGGGCCCCCGCACUACACUGACCAGCCGUCCACCUCGCAGAUCGCCUACACCUCCCUCAGUCUGCCCCACUAUGGCUCCGCCUUCCCCUCCAUCUCCCGCCCCCAGUUUGACUACUCUGACCAUCAGCCCUCAGGACCCUAUUAUGGCCAUUCAGGCCAGACCUCUGGCCUCUACUCGGCCUUCUCCUACAUGGGGCCCUCACAGCGGCCCCUCUACACGGCCAUCUCUGACCCCAGCCCCUCAGGGCCCCAGUCCCACAGCCCCACACACUGGGAGCAGCCAGUAUAUACGACGCUGUCCCGGCCUUAAAGAAGGCCCUGUCACCACCACCCUCGCCCUGCCCCUUCCCCCAGCCCUCGCGCCCUGUUCCUCGCCCAUCUCAGGCCCGGUGGCGGCUGUGGAGGCAGCUGCAGAGGCUGACAGCUGAGGGAAGGCCUUCUGUCUGGCCCACUGCCUUUGAUGACCCCACCCCGUCCUAUCCAGACUCCAGCCCAGGCACAGCCCUGGGCUACUCGGCUGGGCAGAGGAGAAGGAGGUUGCUUGUUGCCCCAGACUGAAAAACGAGGGGCUGCACCUUCCCCCCAGGAAUGACCCUCGAUCCCAGGAUCUGAGCAGGCCCCGCUCACCCUCCUCUGGGAGGAGGGGAAGCAUCCAGGGUCAGAUGGGAAUUGGAGGCCUUGCCACUCCUGUGCCCAUGUUUCCUCUUUCGUGGGCAAUAAGGGGACUGACAUAACCCGUGCCACCUGCGCCAUGUGCCUAAGAGCAAGGCCAGCCAGAGACCUGCGUCAGUGCCUGCAGCAGGCUCCGUCUGCCCCGCAGGGGCUGAGGACAGUUCUGAAUAGCCUCGAGGGAGAGGGGGUGGGGGGGGGGCUCAGAGGGAGGUCUCCUCAACCCUUCAGUGCCCCCUCCCCUCCUGAACACAGGAAGGGAUUGGCACAGAGGCCCCC
Orcinus orca (killer whale) is the source of this 2401-nucleotide messenger RNA. It is a transcript of the gene SOX10, whose product is annotated as SRY-box transcription factor 10. Bases 357 to 1763 code for a protein of 468 amino acids. The transcript has 5 exons. Lineage: Eukaryota; Metazoa; Chordata; Mammalia; Artiodactyla; Delphinidae. The record is from RefSeq and is a predicted model, not a curated record. Gene Ontology annotation, cellular component: nucleus. Gene Ontology annotation, molecular function: RNA polymerase II cis-regulatory region sequence-specific DNA binding; DNA-binding transcription factor activity, RNA polymerase II-specific. Gene Ontology annotation, biological process: enteric nervous system development; neural crest cell migration; negative regulation of transcription by RNA polymerase II.